Laetiporus sulphureus 93-53 is the source of this 1350-nucleotide messenger RNA. RefSeq names its product peptidase M24A methionine aminopeptidase. The coding region runs from base 20 to 1285 and encodes 421 amino acids. The record is from RefSeq and is a predicted model, not a curated record. Gene Ontology annotation, molecular function: metalloaminopeptidase activity. Gene Ontology annotation, biological process: proteolysis. Lineage: Eukaryota; Fungi; Basidiomycota; Agaricomycetes; Polyporales; Laetiporaceae. The transcript is spliced from 10 exons.
CCGCCAGCCUCCGCCAGCCAUGAUCAUCGCCGUUAAGGAGAAGGAGGAGGUCCCUCCCGAGGCCGUGGACGCUGAAGAGGAGAACGAUGACGUCGAAGAGGACGGCGUGGAGGAGGUUAAUCCUGCGGGCGGCGAGGGCAAGAAGAAGAAGAAAAAGAAGAAGUCGAAGAAGAAGAAGGCCCAGCAGUCGGAGCCUCCCCGCGUCGGCCUGUCGAAACUGUUUCCCGACGGGAACUAUCCCGAGGGCGAGUUGCAAGAGUACAAGGACGAUAACGCAUGGCGCACCACCUCCGAAGAGAUGCGCUACAAUGAGCGCAUGGCGAUGGAGGAUCCGGAGACGACGUAUGCGAACAUUCGGCGCGCGGGGGAGGUGCACCGGCAGGUGCGAAAGUAUGCGCGGGCGCACAUCAAGCCGGGCAUGAUGAUGACCGAGAUCGCGGAAAUGAUUGAGGACGGCACGCGUGCGCUCGUCGAGGAGAAUGGGCUCGAGUCCGGCGUCGGGUUCCCCACCGGCCUCAGCUUGAACAACUGUGCGGCGCACUACACCCCCAACGCCGGGGACACGAUUGUGCUGCAGCAGGGUGACGUCAUGAAGGUCGACUUCGGCGUGCAUGUCAAGGGUCGUAUUAUCGAUUCAGCGUUCACGAUGACUUUCGAUCAUACGUACGAUAGACUUUUGGAGGCUGUUAAGGCUGCUACGGACACUGGCAUCCGAGAAGCCGGCAUCGACGUGCGACUAGGUGAGCUUGGUGCUGCCAUCCAGGAGACGAUGGAGUCGUACGAAGUCGAGGUCAAGGGAAAGGUGUAUCCCGUGAAACCCAUCGAAAACCUCAGCGGACACUCCAUCAACCGGUAUCAGAUUCAUGGAGGGAAGUCGGUCAUGCUCGUUGAGAACGACGAUCCGACAAAGAUGGAGGAGGGCGAGUACUUCGCCAUUGAAACUUUCGGGUCGACGGGUCGUGGACGAGUUGUCGAGAGUGGCGAAUGUUCGCACUAUGCUCGCAUUCUGGACGCACCGCACGUUCCUCUACGGUUGAACUCGGCGAAGUCGCUGCUCAAUACAAUCAACAAGAGCUUCGGGACGCUGCCUUUUUGUCGGAGAUAUCUCGACCGUGUUGGCGAGACCAAGUACUUACUUGCUCUGAACCAUCUAGUAGCUCAGGGCAUCGUGCAGGACUACCCUCCCUUAUGCGAUCAACGAGGCGCGAUGACUGCACAAUUCGAGCACACGAUUCUUUUACGUCCCACGCGGAAAGAAGUCGUGAGCAGAGGGGGGGAUUACUGAGGGGUUGCUUCUCUGCAGCAGGUGCUGUCGUGUCAUGUUGCUGUAUGUCUAUUCUUUUUACUUGC